This is a messenger RNA of Lindgomyces ingoldianus, 820 nucleotides long. RefSeq lists its product as uncharacterized. NCBI's taxonomy places the organism in Eukaryota, Fungi, Ascomycota, Dothideomycetes, Pleosporales, Lindgomycetaceae. The coding region runs from base 50 to 820 and encodes 256 amino acids. The transcript has 2 exons. The record is from RefSeq and is a predicted model, not a curated record.
GUUCCUACAGAAGAGCUUUGCAUGAUGUAGCCACACCCAUCCACACUCUAUGGAUCCUACAAGACUUAACCCUGGCGCCGGCCCCACGCCUUCUCCUACGACAAGUACUAGCUCUCCCACAGACCACCCUCUUUCCUUCAUCGGCUUCCCUCCCGGACAGAUAUUCACACCUACCUCCCCGAUUCUUAACCUAACAUGGCAAAACCGCAAUCAAUACGUCAACAUAUCACUCUCACGUUUCGACUAUUAUGGCGGCGGGGACAUUUUCCAAGAUUUCGUUGCUAGUGGGUCGCUAUCCCCUCACCUCCCUCGAAGUUCCCAAGCCCGAACGCCGGAAAGUGGGAGAGCGUUGUCAUUCCAAGAAACCGAUUCUAUGAGCUACACUCUCUCACGGGAUGUCAAGCUCGCUACGGGUGUUUACGCGUUCUUCAUUUCAACGGUUGGGAAACCGCCGUCUGAGUCUCCUUUUUUUGUGUAUCUUAAUUCCGCCUUACUGGUGCCGUCGAACACGUCGACUACGAUUCCAUCGGUAUCACCGCUGAAUAAGGGGGAUAGUGGAUUAACUUCGGCGCAGAAGGUGGGUGUUGGGUUGGGCGUGCCGUUUGCUGUGCUUGUUUUGGGGGUUAUUGGGUGGGGAGUUUGGUGGUUGAGGAAGCAGAGGGGGAUGCGUGCAGAGGUGAGUCCAGGGGAUAAGAAUGUUGCUGGAAUGAGAGAAGAAGAGACUGGGGGUGAUGAGAGGAGAAGAGAGACCACGGAAUCGAGCGCAGGAGAGCAAGAUACGGCUAGGGAAUUAGAGGGAAUCGAGAUACGACGAGAAUGA